Penicillium arizonense is the source of this 579-nucleotide messenger RNA. Its product is annotated as PQ-loop repeat-containing protein. The transcript is spliced from 5 exons. Lineage: Eukaryota; Fungi; Ascomycota; Eurotiomycetes; Eurotiales; Aspergillaceae. Bases 1 to 579 code for a protein of 192 amino acids. The record is from RefSeq and is a predicted model, not a curated record.
AUGUCAACCUCGAAUAUAACCCUAUCAUCCAACAUCCUCGGCACAAUCGGCACAGUCCUCUGGUGCAUCCAAUUAAUCCCUCAAAUAUGGCACAACUGGCGCCGCAAGAACACAGAUGGAUUUCCUGCUUCGAUGAUGUUUCUCUGGGCAUGCUGUUCCGUGCCAAUGGGAGCAUAUCUGAUUCUGCAGAUUCCGUAUAACAACGGUGUGACAUGGCCUGAUAUUGUGGUUGGCGUUGUGGCUACUCUCUUUCUCAGUGCGGGUCUGUUGCCGCCGUACUUUGAGCUGUGGAAGAGAGAUGGGCGCGUUAUUGGGUUCACGGCUCAAGGCUCAUUUGAUAUCUUGGGAGGGAUUAUGUAUAUCUUGGUGGUUGUUCUCGAGGCGGGAAUAUAUAUCAGCCACAUCAUCUGGCGCAUUCGAUAUCGCAAGCUGCGCAAAGAGGCAAAAGCCACAGGCAUGAGCAUUGAUGAACUACUUUCCAUGGAUGGAAACAAUACUCGAGACACGCAGGACCUCGAGAAAGGGGUUAUCCCUGGUUCUGAGGUGGCUGAGAAUCAGACACGAACGGAUAUGAAAUAA